Messenger RNA from Pygoscelis adeliae (Adelie penguin), 1193 nucleotides. RefSeq names its product CD274 molecule (gene CD274). Gene Ontology annotation, cellular component: external side of plasma membrane. NCBI's taxonomy places the organism in Eukaryota, Metazoa, Chordata, Aves, Sphenisciformes, Spheniscidae. The transcript is spliced from 7 exons. The record is from RefSeq and is a predicted model, not a curated record. Gene Ontology annotation, biological process: positive regulation of T cell proliferation; T cell costimulation; negative regulation of T cell proliferation. The coding region runs from base 11 to 952 and encodes 313 amino acids.
UAUCUACAUAAUGGAAAAGCCUUUGCUUUUGUACAUAUUUCUUUUCUACUGGCAUUUCCUAAAUGCUUUAUUCACAGUUGAAGCUCCCCAGUCACUCUACACUGUGGAACAUGGGAACAACGUGACCAUGGAAUGCACAUUUCCAGUGAACGGGAAAUUAAAGUUUAGAGAUUUAAGUGUCAGCUGGGAAAAGAAAGAUGAGUUGAGGAAGCAGGUUUAUGAACUUCUCAAAGGAGAGGAAGACUUUGAAAGGCAGCACAGUGAUUUUAAGGGAAGAAUAAAAUUGUUGAAAGAGAAUCUGAACUUGGGACAGUCUCUCCUUCAGAUCACUGAUGUGAAGCUGAGAGAUGCAGGGGUUUACCGCUGUCUUAUUGGCUACGGGGGAGCUGACUACAAGACAAUCAGUCUGAAAGUUAACGCUCCUUACAGAACUAUAGCUCAAGGAGUCGUGAGCACAGGAGACAACAAAUGGAAGUUGACAUGUCAGUCAGAAGGAUACCCACAAGCUGAAGUGAUAUGGCAAAACGGAGAAUAUGAAGAUUUGACUGAUAAGGCAAACACAAGUUAUGAAACUGGAAGUGACCAGCUGUAUCGUGUGACAAGUACCCUUACAAUCGAAAGUAGGAUUGAUGAGAUUUUUUACUGUAUAUUCUGGAAUAAAGAGCUGCAAGAAAAUACAUCUGCCAUUUUACACAUAGCAGAUUCAGCUGAUGGUGUUCUGUGGACUGAGAGCAGACGCUUUGUUGGAGCAAUUCUCAUUGUGACUGCUUUCUUUGGAUCAGUGCUUCUAUUUACGCUCUACAUAAGAAAAGCUAGAGCAAAUAAGGACAGUAGAACACCUGUGGCUCAUUCAUCAAUAGCAAAGCUGUCAAAAGAUAAGGAUACACAUGCCUGCAGAGAUGCUUCUUUUGAAGAUGAAGAGCUGAAAUACAUACAAAUUGAGAAGACCUAGAGAAAGCAGGGGAAGCUUUUUUCCUCUGUGGUGAAGGUUUGACAGCUCAGAUGUUCUGUGUUCUGUCUAUUAAGGGGGAUAUUAAUUUUUUGUUUUUAUUCUGUGAUGGUAAUCUUCUUCCAUAUCAUUGUAACUCGGGAAAAACAGCAAUGAAGUUAAUAGAAUUAUUAUAGCAUAAAAAGUCCUUGGAUUCAGGCUUCUGUAUAUGUGACUAGGUAUGGAGGUAUUUAUUUAAAUAUCC